Pyricularia grisea is the source of this 3996-nucleotide messenger RNA. RefSeq lists its product as uncharacterized. Lineage: Eukaryota; Fungi; Ascomycota; Sordariomycetes; Magnaporthales; Pyriculariaceae. Gene Ontology annotation, molecular function: zinc ion binding; DNA-binding transcription factor activity, RNA polymerase II-specific. The transcript has 2 exons. Gene Ontology annotation, biological process: regulation of DNA-templated transcription. The coding region runs from base 160 to 1521 and encodes 453 amino acids. The record is from RefSeq and is a predicted model, not a curated record.
GGGGAAUCGGGCGCAUGAACGAGGUCAAAAGAUAGAAAGCUCUUCUUAGCCUCUGCCUCGUCCGAUGUUUAAUGAUUUCUGGUAUCGAGUCCUCAGCCAGAAAUCGCAGCAAACAAACCUCCUUUCCUGAUCUGAUUUUAUUCCAUCUAGAUUCAUUCAAUGUCGGGUCACAGGGACCCUGCAGCACUGUCAGACGCAAUGGCUACCGCCACCAGACAACAUGAUGUGGAUUCAGAAGAGAGUCGUGAUGCAGUCGCGACAACGGCACAAGACAGUACUCCCAUUCUUCAUGGGCACGAUACAGCGAAAGCGGUAGCAACGACAUCCCCUUCCUCUAUAGAAUUACGAGAGCAGAAUACAGGACAUAUCCACGGCGAAGCCGCCUCCGGCAGCCGCCCAGCUAUUUCGCCCCCAUGGGAGUCUCCAAGCGAUCUUCUGGUCGCUUACAGAGCGCUUCAGGAUGAGAAUAGGGAUCUGGAAGACAAAUAUCAAGAACUCGAAUCAACAUGGCGCGUCGGAAUCUACGGAAGGCAAUCUUUGUAUGACAGGUAUAAAGCACCAAAAGUCGCUAUUGAAAAUUUGGAAGAGGAUGAGAUUGCUCUGAUUCAAGAAAGAGCAACGCUUCGUAACGAACUGGACGCACUUCAUCGACACAACCUCGAUUCAGCAGAGCCGCUUGUGCAGCACUAUGCUAGGCCGCGCGAUGUUGAAACUCUGGCAGGAGAAAAAGGAAAGAGGCUGACACAUGCUCAAAGGUUCAGUGAUGAAGGCGACGAUUUGCCUGUGCCUGUUCGCGUCGGGAAAGGCCGGUCGAUGGUUCUGCCAGCCCUGCGCUCUCGAGACGAGCACUUGGACUCUGGCCAAAUGAGGAGCAUCACGGGAGGACAACUCGAAGCCGACGUCGACAGUGAACCGGAUUUGCCAGAUUGGGAGUGGGAAAGACAUUGGAAUUUGGGAGGCUCAUCCGACAGAAGCACGCUUGCUUCAGCACAGUUGACCGAUGGGCCGACACAAACUGGUGGUCAAAAGAGGUUUACAACAGGAUGUGCCAACUGCAUACAACGUCGAGUAAAAUGCGAUGGAAUGCGGCCGGAAUGCUCCCAGUGCAGACAGUCUGGGAAGACGUGCGUCAAAAGUGAUGGGCAACAACAAAUGUCAUUGCCAUAUGCCGAAGUUCUGGAUUUGUUUCGAUCGAACAGGCAAUCCAACGAACUACCCCCUCCAAAGGUCGAGCAACCAACGAGGGUUCAAUCCAAAGGAAUCCGAUGGGAAGAGCCUCCCCUUAUACCCAGUUUUGUCUCGAGAGCAAGUUAUUGGAAGACAAUGGCAGAAAGGUACAACUUCGAUGUCGACUUGGACAUCGUCGACCCCGAAUGUCAUGAAGUUCUUCAUGAGAUAUUGCGAUACCACAUCCUUCAGAACUCCGAGCUUCAAUUUGGCAUGAAGAGCAAUCAGCGGCUCGGCUCCGACUCUGGAGAAAAUAACCUCCAAGUCCGGCAAGGCUUUCGAGCACCAAUUUGAUUUGCAUCCGGAGUGGCCUUUUCACAUCAGAACCAUGGCGGACUGUCAAUGGCUCGUUAGGGUACUUGAGCUAGGUCUCAUAUCCUAUUCUGGGUCGCAUACCAGUCGUUUUGAUGAAGAAUUGGUCGAACAGGGAGCGAAAAAUGCAACAAAGUCUCCGGGAAAGAUCAACAUACCUGCUUCAGACGGAUAUCCCAAUGUUGAGUUCUCACUGCGACGACUGGCCUGUCUGGAUGGGUUUCUGGAUAGUCAAGUAUAGGUUCUUAGCAGAUCAGCCGUGCCCGACACGAGCGACGUUACCGAGAGACUGUCAAUACUGACCACAAUGCCCUUGUUUGCCGACUUGUGGGGGCCAGUCGGUACGGUCAGACAUCCAGAUGACAACGGGAAGAUCCUCCAACACCAUACCCCCAAAGGUAUCAUCCGACGCCGCGAGGGCGACAAGUUGCCCGCUCGAAUACCCUGGCGCUCCCUGAACGACGGUGAAGCAGUUGUUUCUUGUCAUUGGGAGGCAACCCCGAAGCACUUUCUGAGCCGCUGUGCUGGUGGUGUUCUGAAGCUGUUGAAACCUCCCAAGUCCUUUCUCAGGGAUGGCGAUUUGCUGCUUAUUGGCGCUUCAGAACCGGCCCCGGAAGCUGAACCUGGAUUACAACACAACAAAGGAUGCCAAUACACCACAAACGCCUUCUUCGCGGAUUCCGCUGAUAUCCAAGGAGUGCCAGGGACAAGUCCGGACAAAUGGGUCAAAGAUGGGUUUGAGAUAACAGCUGCCAUUGCAGUGUCUGUGAUCAAUUUAUCCUUCACAGGCAAGACCAAAAAGAUACAGGGAACAACUCUAAAAAACGAAUUCUCUUCAAGUGGACCCAUAACCCGAUCUGUCCAAGUGUUCCGGUACUUAACCAGUUGCUAGGCGUAGAGGUCAGCCACUGCACAGGAAAUGCCAGGAGAAUUCCCCUCCGGAGCCUCUUGUUCAGAGACGAGCUGAAAGAAUACCUCAAUAUCCAGAUGCCAUCAUGGGCCAGCACUGAUUGGGGUACGGCGUUGCGCCAAGCGGCUCAAAGCAGUGAUGAUCAGGACCUCUACGAUUUUUGGUUAGCCCAUGAACAUUGUCACGGGAAGAUCAUACAGCUGGUUGGUACCAUACUAGAGCUUCUAGAUGAUACUGGCAAUUAUGGGAAGUCAUUCCGGGCCGUCUUUGUACACCAGAACAUGGAGCAUUUGGUCAAAUUCCCACUUGACAAGAACAGCUGGACUAGUAUCCUGGGGGAUUCACAUGUUUCGGCCACAUAUGCUCUCGUGGCGCGGAGUUGCCUAUCUCGGAAUCAUGACGUUGGUGGGCAAAACAAAUAUACAAAAUGCAGCCAGGACGACAACUCUUCUGGCAAGACGUAUACUUGCCUGCAAACAAGACUUAAGCUGCCACAAGGAGUCAACAGACGCAUUCAGAUCCAAGGGGACCGGGGUAAACAUGUAUACGACUUGCUAAAUGGUGUACUAGUUCAAGUACCUGUUUAUAACUUUUCCCCGGGAACUGGAAGCUGGAUGGGGAAGCUGACGGGGCUUUCGGUGUAUUCUGAGGGGAAAUACAGCAUGGAUUGCAACUCGGUGGACGUGACAUUGAUAUCGCGAGAAUAUAGCUAUGGCGGCAUGUCGAAGCCCAGAACCAAGAUGCCACCAUGUCAGCCAUUUGGGUUACCGGCCAUCAAAGCAACGUGCCAACUUGGAACGAGCGAGCGGCCAGCCAGCAAACUUCAGCCUACUUUGAGCGUCCCGGAGUCCGAUGGAACCAGCGGGAGUCCGCAACAGACCCAACCGUGGUCUGUUCAGCCGAUCGUCGACAAACCGUUCAUAGAUAAUCAGGAGACCCUGAUAUCACCGUCGCUUUCAGCUGCAAAAACCCUCUAGAAUUCCACCAAAAUUGAGGGCACCAGAGUCGAUCCGAAGCCCUGGGUGCCGGCAAAAGAAGUGGUUGUGUUAUGGCCCGGGCCAGUUCGCAGCGGCAUCAAGCAGUGUGGUCAACGAGGGAGUGUUUGAAAGUCGAGACUCCAAAGUAGUGGGCGGCUCAGUUAUACCUUUUCUUUGGUAAAAAUGCCGCUGAUCAAGGGCCGGAGGAUGGAUAGAUGGCAGCUUAAUAGCCCUGCAAAACGGCUAGACUAGGAGGGUGUUCCGGGGUGACGGUGCUAGGAGGCAUUAACCAAAGAGUACGAGUAACUCGCUUCCGUAGAGUAUGGUGACGGUGCGAGGUUAAGUCGGAUCAGGUGUUUCUUAUGUGCAAAUUUCCGGGCUUGUCUUUUAAUUCAAAACAAAGUUAUCUUUUCAUUAACAGCAAAAGAUUGCGGGUUGCGGCUUCCGCAAAAAGCACAAAUCAAGGGUCCUGCGGUACCCCGCACGGGACCCACUGGGAAUGCCAUCGAUCGCAUUGGCAAAAAGGAAAGUCGAGGAGUCAUCACCAAACUCGAACUCAUUGAUCGUCAC